GUGGCGCUCUAUGCCGUAGACCCCUGAAGUGUGGAGCUUUUCGUUGCUCGUCAGUCAGCUGAAGCGUCCACAGGGCUUCACGCAUGAGUUGUACUUUGAAAAGGAGCGGAUUAUGACACAGGGAAGAAGGAAUCGGGAGAUUCGUCAAGGAAAACAAAACAUUCGUGGCUCUGAUAAAGCCGUCAACAUCCUCGGACAGUGAACAAUGCGUGACCUCACUGCCCAAGUCACCAGCAGCCUGCUGCCUUUCCCAGGAGUGACUGUAGACGCUCUGGGGGAGGAUGAGAUCACUCUAGACUCGGUUCUUCAUGGGAAGUUCACUGUUGGCCGCAGUGGCCUGGCCUGGCUGGCCUGUGGCCCUCAUCUGGAGGUUGUCCAUGCAGUGACAGGAGAACGGCUGUCCGCGUACUGCUUCAGUGGCGGAGGGGAGCACCCACCCAGUGUCCUUGCUGCCAGGGACUUCAGCUGGCUCAAACGGUCUGGACUGCUGGUUGGCUUGGAGGAAGCAGAGGGCAGUGUGUUGUGUCUCUAUGACUUGGGACUGUCAAGGGUGGUCAAAGCUGUGGUUAUACCAGGCAGGAUCACAGCCAUUGAGCCAUUAGUGAGUUAUGGCGGAGCAAGCACUUCAACGCAGCACCUCCACCAGAGUUUGCGCUGGUUCUUUGGCAUUGCUGCAGUAGUAACAGAUCUCGGUCACGUUCUGCUUGUGGACCUCUGUCUCGAUGAUCUGUCCUGCAGCCAAAAUGAGCUGGAGGCUUCAGACCUGCAGGUAGUGACCAAAUCUCCUGCAGAGAUCCCCAGGCUUAGAGAAGUCAGCACCAGACAGGGCAGGCAUCUUUGUCUCCAGCUGAAUGGGCCCAGUGGAGUUGGAGCCACAGCUCUGCAGUACAUCUCCAGGACCAACCAGCUGGCAGUGGGAUUUUCUGACGGAUACUUACAGUUGUGGAACAUGAAGACUCUUAAGAAAGAAUACCACUCCCAGUUAGAGGGCGGCGGGGUGGCUGUGUAUGCCUUCACCUUCCAGGAGCCAGAGAAUGACCCCAGGAACUGCUGCUACCUCUGGGCUGUUCAGUCUUCUCAGGACCUUGAGGGAGAUACCGUCAGCCUCCGCCUGCUUCAGCUGGCCUUCAGUGAGAGAAAGUGUCUGUCUUCUGGGAAGAUUCUUUAUGAGGGUCUGGAGUACUGUGAGGAACGUUACAGUCAGGAGUUAAGUGGCACAGCUUUCCCUCUCAGGGCCCAGACCACCAACACCCGCCUGCUGAGUUGUCAGACCAUCGAGAAAUUCAGACCCCAUCCUGACAGGGAUGACAGCAUGAACGAAGUUGCAUCUCCGGACACCAGCGUGUCUAUCUUCAGCUGGCAAGUCAAGGCCUAUGGUCAGGGAACCCCAUCUACCUACAUCGGGGUUUUUGACAUCAACCGUUGGUAUCACGCACAAAUGCCAGACUCGUUAAGAAUGGGGGAAUCUCUGCAAAAUUGCCCCUACCUGGCAGUUUGGUCUCUGGACCCAGUGGUGCAGAUGGUGUCUCCACAUGCCCUCCUGGAUGUAGUGGUGCACGACCGCAGCCUAAGCAGGGGCCUGCCCUUCACCUGCCCCCCACCAGAACAGUACUUUAACCCCACCACAUACAAUUUUGAUGCUACCUGCUUGCUCAACUCUGGAAUUGUGCACUUAACCUGCUCUGGGUAUCAGAAGGAGACCCUGAGCUUUCUGAAGAAAGCUGCUCCUUGUUCCAGUGACAUCAUCUCCACUAGCUACUCUCGCUGCCUCAUGUCUGGCCUACUCUCAUCUCGCCUGGCUGACACCCAGGCCUCCAGCCUCUCUCAGGAGGAACAGCUGGAUGCCAUCUUGUCCACAGCGGUGGAGACCAGUUCGCUGGGACUCAUCACUGGCUGUAUCAAGCAGUGGACUGCAGAAGAACAACCAGGCUCUGCACUGAACCUGCGCUACAUCCUGGAUUGGGCCUGGAACAAAGUAGUCCAGACCAAGGAGGAACUGGACGGCAUCUGCGCACCGCUGUUUGACAGCUCAUCCAACUUCACAGACCCUCAGACACUGCAGCUGCUACAGCACAGCCAGAGACUGCUGGGUAACCUCAGCACCAUCUUCCACUGUCUGCUCAGUGAAGCUCAGGAGCUCACACAGAAAGGUCUGGUGGGUCUGAUAAACAAAAACAUGGUCUCCAGUCUGAUCUCCAAGUACGCUCAGGUGGUCCUCUGGUUCUGUCGUACCGGCUUGCUGCCUGAGGGAUCAGAUGACGAUGCUCUCCAGAUCUCCAGGCCUUUUUACACCCACUCGGUCAUCAGCAACUACUAUACCAUACGCAGAGAGGAGCUCACCAGGCUAGCUAAGGGCAAGUGGUGUGCAGACUGCCUGAUGAUUGACGGUUUGGUCAAUCAGUGUGGUGAACGCUUGACCAACCUAUGGAAAAGGGAUGAGGGUGGGACAGGGCAGUAUCCACCACCUACACUGCAUGCCUUGUUGGACAUUUAUUUACUGGACAAUAUUGAAGAAGCUACCAAACAUGCAAUUGUGAUUUACCUGUUGCUGGAUGUCAUGUAUUCCUUCCCCAAUAAGGAGGGCACAUCAGUGGAGUCUUUCCCCACAGCUUUUGCUAUCCCUAUUGGAUUGGUGAAACUGGUACAAGGCCUCUGGCUGCUGGACCAUCAUGACCACCAGAGUUCAUUUGAGCUGCUCCUUCAUCCAGCUGCCUCCCAGUGUCAGUUUGCGUGGCAGCACGAGCGUGUCCUGCAAGCUCUCAUGUGCCAGGGUCAGCACUCAGUGGCACUACGGUACUUCCACCUUACGAAGCCCCCGAUUUCCUCCACCUCCCAGGCCAAACUCUGUCUGUCUGUACUGCUACACAACAGGUGUCUCGUAGAGGCGUGGUCCGUACUUCGGCAGCACUCCAAUCGCCUCAACAUGGGUGAGCUGCUGAGCUUCCUGUACGAGAGCUGCCAGGAGCUGGGCCUCAUCAAGGAGCUGCUCAAAUUGCCCCUGGGUCCAACUGAACAGGAAUGUUUGGAGAAGUUUCUCCAGGGUACAGGGGGUCUUCAAAACAGAGAACUACUGAUGGUUCAUUACCUUCAGCAGGCCAACUACAUACCUGCUCUACAGCUCAACCACAGCCUUAAAAUGAAUCUGGUGAAUGAGCGAGACCCAAAGCUCAAAGAACGAUCCAACACCAGGAACUCUAUUUUGGAUCAGUAUGGCAAAGUUUUGCCCAGAGUCCAGAGGAAACUGGCAAUGGAGAGAGCCAAGCCCUACCAGCACCCCUGCACCAUCCACAAAGAAGUUUCUCGGCCACAGCCACUGUCGACCAUCACCAAGCGUUCUGCCACUGAGAAAGUGAUAUCCAGGGCUGGAUUUAUCAACAAUGUCCUGACCAAGAUUGAGGAGGUGUGGUUAGGCAAAGGAGCAACACCACAGUCCUCACCAGCCAAGACCCCCAGGGCAGCUGAUACUCAGAGUCCGAGCCCCAGGCCCUCCUCUUCAGCCCUUCCUGAUCCUUUCCUGGGAACUCCUAUCACCAUGACCUCAAAACGAAAGUCAAGGCUGAUGGACUUGGUGGUUCACCCCUCCUGUCAGAGCCCUCAGCCUCUUCUCAGUCCCCCCAGACCUCCGAGCUUCUGGGUUUCUCCAAAGAGCAUCAGCAAAGCCCCUGAACUCAGUCUGUUGCAAACACCACAGGUCGUCAAGCGAGCUCGGGCCUUGGCUGCCUCUGGCCCAGUGUUCUCAGCCUUCACUCCCCAGUCCAUCCUCCGCAGCAGCCUGAGGCCGACACCCGUUGCCACCCCUUCUGCUUCUCCAGGGCGCUCCAUCACCCCUCCACUCCGCAGCAAGGAGAGCCGCAUCACCUUCAUCGAAGAGGCGGAAUCUCCUGAACCAGAGAAGGGCAUCCGGUGGACCAAUGGGAUGGCAGCAGACAGUGAGAUUAGCUUGCUGACCAGAGGCUCCAGGCUGUCCAAGGCCACAGGUAAAACCUGGUCCUCACAGCCUGCUGACGAGGAAGAGGAUCAAGAUGAGAAAAGGGAACAACAACACGUAAAGUUCUUGCCUCCCGAAGGUGGCAUUCCCUCACCACAGCUGAGAUGCUCCGAGAGCGAGUCAUCCUCCAUCCAUGAAGUCGCUGCAGAAACCAGACCAUCAGAUGCCACGCAAGCACGACUUAGCUUGAGCUUUGACAUUAGUCACACAUCUGUCCAGUCAACAGACACCACCCUAGAGUACUAUGAUGCACCUCUGUCAGAAGACCAGGAGGUGGGGCGCACAGCUACAGAGAGAGAUGAGGACGUAGUGACGCUGAACAUCAGAGCCCUAACUGAAAAGGAAGUACCAGAGGAAAAGCCAUCACCAACCACUGAUCAAACCCCUGUCCUGACAUCAGAGAACAGGGAGAAGGAAGAAGAGGAGGUGAAGGAAGAUGAGACAUUUGAAGAUGUGAUGGAGACUGGUCCUGAACAGGAGGCUAAAAACGAGGAAGAAGUUCAGUCUGAAAAGGAAGAUGAACAGGAUGCUGAGUUAAGUAUCAGACAAGGAGAUGCUGCAACUCCUGACCACGAGGAGACACCUGGUCACAGUCAAGUUUAUAACCAGGCACCUGAGAGCACAGAUUCUGGGGUCGAAUCCCAGGAUCAGCCAGUGAAAGUCACCGAACAGGACGUCCAGUCCACGGCCACUGAAUCCACUGAGUUCACUGAGCCUCUGAAACUGUCUGGAGCCACAGACGAGCCAGAGGAGGAUCUGGAACAAUCUACAGAUCUGACAGAGUUUGUGCAGCGACAUCUGUUCGGCGACGAUCUGUCUCCUCCGCUCACCCGCUCAGGAAUCCACAAUGCAUCACGGGCACAGGUGUCAUUCAACAGUGAGUCAUUAGGUGAGGUUGCAGAGGAGGAGCAGGCAGCUGCUGAAACUCCCCAAGUUUUCACCAGCCAGAAAUCCAACGCCUCUGUGACGUCCUCCGAGCCAACUGGCACAGACUCCCACUCUGUUGUGAGUGUAAACGAUAGCGAAGAACUUUCUAGCCCUGCGUCUGAGGAAGAAGAAGAAGAUGAGGAGGAGGAAGAGGAGUCUGAUCAAGCUGAGGAUGAAGAAGAAGAGGAGGACUCUGGUAGUGAGGUGGAGAUCAUUGAGGAGGUGCAGGGCAAUGGGAGGCUGCCUCCCCUUCAUCCCAGUUCAGUCUUCGCACAACAAGGACACACACACUUCCUGCCAAGUCUGUCAGAGCAGGAGGCUGCUGAGUUCUCUCUGAUCGCACCCAGUGCAGAAAUGAAGAUGGUAGAAGAGGACAUGGAGGGUGAUGUGGUGAUGGUGAGACUCGGGGCAGAUGAAGGAGGGCUGGAGGCAGAGGAGAAUGAAGAGCAAGGAUCACCAUACAUGGAGCUCAAGCCCUCUACCACUCUCCUGGUACCCCUGGAGCUUGUGGGAGGACAACACGGCCUGGUCGAUAGCGCUCAGCUGUGUCUUCCUGAGAUUCAGCAAGAGGUCGUUUCAGAUGACCCACAGACUGGGACUCACAGCAGCUUCUCUCUGAUGCUGGAUGUGGACGAGGAUGGGGAUAAAGAGGCAGACACGCCACCUAUGGAGAAUGAUCUGCAGUCCUCCGGUCUUUCCACCCAGUCUCCAGUAGAGGAGGCUAGUGAGGAGCUUGUGGUCAAACCUGAGGUUAUUCUUUUGGGAACAGAUGAUCAAGAUACUCCCCUUACUGGCGAAGUCUCACAAGUUGACCAGAGGAAAGAGAUGGAGAGCCUGGAUGGAGCUGAGGUAGAUGGACUGACAGAAUCGGGACCUGUAGAACUCCAAACUCACCAACGGACUGAAGACACCGGGACAAAACAGGAGACAGAAGAUGCUAAUGAGCAGAAGGACACUGAGCUGGUAAUUCCGGCUGAAAAUUGCGAACCUGCAGCUCUUUCUGAUCAAACUCCAGAGGGAGAACUUCCAGCAGUUGCGGCUGACGAAGACUCUGCAGAAAAGAAAGAUGCUGCACAUGAGAAAAUGGGAGAAAAGGAGGAUAAACCAACACCUGGUGAGGACCAGGAAGAGCCUGAAGAGAACGGACCUGUUAAUAUAGAAACAGAGCUUGUACCCAGUGCAGAGACGGUUCCUGCUGCGGAGGAGCAGCCGCAGGACCACAGAGACUUAGCAGAGACAGAAGAGGACAACACAGAAGAAACUACAAAAGAGAAGGAAACAAAAAAGAGGACUAGUGGAAGGCAGAGGAAAGAUAAAAAUGCUGAGGAGAAGCCUGUGCAGCAGGCCAAUAGCAAGCCAGAGGAACAGCCUGUACCAGAGACUCCCACUUCUCAGAGGAAGAAGGCUCCUUCCACCCCAACGCGGAGGACCACGAGAGGGAGGAGGGCUGUUAGUUUUAUCUCUCCUGUCCCAGAGGAAGCAGAGGAGCCAAAGCAGGAUGUGAAAAUAGAUGAGGCAGAGACGAGCACUCUGGAGGUACCUGCCUCACCUAGUCGUACACCCAGAAAAAGUAAACAGAGCAAAGAAAUCAAAGUCCAGGCCAGCACACCUCGAAGAAGUACCCGCAGAGCUCAGUCAGAGCCUCCUAAAGACGACAUUGAAGAGGGAGAGGCUGUGGAUACCAGUGCCACAGCUGCAUCAACCUCCAAGGCCUCUUCUCCAGCCAGGCGACGGGUUUCCCAGAGGGCCACUUCAACGAGGACAAGCCAACGCACCCAGACUGGCAGCGAGGAGUUGCCUGUAGACACAGAGGCUGAUAUUGUAAAGGAGGAGGAGGAAGACCGAGAGGAGGAAGUCACAUAUAUAAAAAUUGGUCGACGAACAAGCUCCAAGACUUCGACACCAUCCAAACGCAGGACCGCUCAGGGAAACACUCCACGGAGGUCCAGCCGAAGGAUACUGAACAGCAGCGAGGUGGAGUCAACACCAUUAGAGGUCUUGAGUGAGGAGAAAGAGGAGGAAGAAGCCUUUACUGCCCCUGUGAAACGCAGCUCCAGGAAGAUGAAGACGGAACCGUCAGAGACACAGUUGGCCCCGCUGGAGGAGAAAGAGGACAAAAAACAGCCACCGUCCAGCCCUGGCAGGACGACUCGGCAGUCCAACAGGAUUACCCUAAAUAUUUAUCCACAAAGCGCAAAAAAGACAAAACGAGAGGCGACUGCUGAAAACAUCAAAGAAAGUGAAGAUCUGCUCGAGUCUGAGCAUAACAGCAACGCUAGUCGCGCCAACUCCCGUCGACCAACUAGGAGCAAACUCUGGGACCACCCUGAGGAAGAUCUUCCCUUACUGGACUCUCCAUUGGAGGUGGAUUCUGAAACCCCUGUCGCAGACGCCCUCAUUAAGAGACUCCAGGAUGAGGAAGACAAGCAGGAGGGAGGAGUAGUUAUCUCAAAAAUGGUGAGAGCCAGCAAGAGGAGUACAAAGUCGUCAGCAGAGCAGGCUCACUCCGUGCCUCCCACGAAAGACAGCCUGGUCCCUGAACCCGAGGAGGACGAGUCUAGUCCAGGCGAGCACUCAUUCAUCUACUCCCCCUCACGAAGAAGAACAAGAGCCCGUAGAGCAGAGUCUCCUGGCCCAAGUGAAGAGUCCGCACCACCUGCCACUCGCAACAGGAGAAGAGUCAAAGAUGAUGCUCCUCAGGAUGCAGUUGCUUCUGAAGAAGAUCACGUGGAAGUGGAGAAAGCAGCAGGCGUCACUAAAACGAGAAAAACAGGCAAACGAACAGCCAAAUCCAAAGGCAUUUCAGAUCCACCUCCCGUGGCAGAGGUGGACCUGAUCUCGCCUCUGCCCAGUCCAGUCGAUCCGCUCCCGCGAACGCACAAGAGGGUUAAAGAGGGAGAGGCCCCGACCUCGACCAUGAACCUUCGACGCAAACGCAUAAUGGACACCGUUUUCACGAAACCAGUCACCCGGAGGAAGAAACUAUAAGGAGGUUGGUGGUGGUUUUAACCAGUGAACCUCAGACAGCCACCUCAAGAUUUGAACCAACUCGGUUAGGAGCUGUCAAAUAAAAGUGUAUGCCUAAACUCACCACCGUUGUUUCCUCAAAUGCCUCACAGCGCUGCAGUUGACUUUGUAUUCUGACCUCCCUGUAGGACAAUAAAAAUAAAAGCAACGAGAGGACUAUAUUUUUGGAGUUUACACGUCCGGCUCGUUCUCGAACUUUAUUUCACUUGAUAUCGUAUCUGUGGCCAUUUUGUGACGCUCCUUGUAAUCAGCUAAAUUCUCUGGGCACAAAAAAGGCACAAGGGAAAGAAAUCAGUGUUGGUUUUUAGAGGCUCCCGUUAAUAUAACCAGAGACUGAGUUGAACUUACCUCUGAUAAAGAGGUUUUAUUUACAUUCUCUUUUAAUUUUUUUCUUUUUUUUUGUUUUCAUUGUUGUUUACUUUUAAGACUUCAAGGCCUGCUGUUUUUUCUAUUUAAGAAGAAAAGCAACCCAACCCAGUGGAGAUAAGACGUUUCUACUGCUGAAUUUGUAUAUAGUCUUUUGCUAUGUUCCAAAUAAAGUUAAUAAAUAAAUCCUAAAGAAUUAUGUUCAUUUUGAAGUUUUAAGUGUUUCGAAUGCGUUUGAUCAUCUAAUCAGACUGCCUAUGCCAUAGUCUUAAAAUUUCAGUUGAUUUUGGAGAUUUUCUGUGAAAGAGGCACAGACUAUUGCCAACAGAAUUGGACUGUUUUUCUAUGUCAUGGGGAUGUUAUAUAUUGUGAAAGAGUGGGGGGUAAAAAAAAAAAAAAAAAGACUUGCACAGCUGUUUGCAGUUGUUAAACUUGUUUUGGGACAUGUUAAUAGGCUUGUUUAAUUAAAUUUAUGGCAACCACCAUUGGACACAUAGGCUAUUUUCUGAUGAAUGUAUGUAGAAUGUCUUAUUUUUGAUGACUGCUCUUUGAUAAAUAUGGCAACGCUUGAAAACC
Molecule: messenger RNA, 8884 nt
Organism: Toxotes jaculatrix (banded archerfish)
Lineage: Eukaryota; Metazoa; Chordata; Actinopteri; Toxotidae
Gene: ahctf1
Product: AT hook containing transcription factor 1
Exons: 40
Coding region: 206-7903 (2565 amino acids)
Source: RefSeq, a predicted model, not a curated record